AUGAACAGGAUGACGUGGUUUGAGAAGGGAGCCAAACAACUUCGAGGUAUGUUCAAAUCAGAAAACAGUUUAAUAUUCAACGAUAACCUGGAAACUGUCCAACAAUACAGAGAAAGAUGGAGAUCAAUUCACAUAAUAUAUUUCACCAUGUUUUUGAUAUCUUUAGGAUUCAGUAUUAUUGUCACUGGAGUUUGGCCAUACUUGGACAAAAUGGAUCCGACAGCAGGAAAAGAAUUCAUGGGCUUCGUAGUAGCUGCAAACCCUUUCGCCCAGAUGAUAUUCUCGCCUCUUGUAGGGUGGUGGAGUAAUAAAUUGGGUUCAAUACGGGUUCCCAUGAUAUUUUCUCUGCUUCUCUUCACGAUAGCUAGUGCAAUGUACUCAUCAUUGGAGUUAUUUUCUAGUCAUAGAAAACACUGGAUGUUAUGGUCCAGAUUUCUAGUUGGAGUAAGUUCAGCCAACAUUGCUGCUUGUCGCUCCUACCUCUCUGCUGCCACGAGAUACUCGGAACGAACAAAAGCCGUCUCCAUGAUAUCCUUAGCACAGGUGCUGGGGUUUGUCAUCGGUCCGGCCAUCCAGGCAGCAGUAGUGCCCCUAGGAGGAGAAGGCACCUGGCUCAUCAAAAACCAUCUGAAGCUAAAUAUGUACACGGCUUCUGGAUGGAUCAAUGUGUUCCUGUCCUUACUCAAUAUCUACCUUUUCUUUCCUAAAGUGUUCAAGGAACAUAGAAUAGCUGUCAAGGAAGCUAUGUUGAAGCACGGAAAGAAUAAUGUACAUGAAACUUGGAAGGAGGAGACCCCAAAUUAUUUUUCGGCUUGGUCUUUAAUCGUUGCGUUUUUCGUAAUUGUUUUCAAUUUCAUGCUGUUGGAGACUCUCGCGACACCUGUGACAAUGGAUCAGUUUGGGUGGUCGAAAAGUGAGUCAUUAUGGUACAUGGGAAUCUUGAUGUCAGUCGGUGCCAUUUUAGCAAUAGUUACUUUCGCAUCUAUUGCACCCCUAUCACGAAGAUUUCCAGAAGUUAAAAUCAUGAUAUGGGGUGGAUUCUUUUUCAUGGUAUUAGGAAGGAUAUUAUUUAUACCGUUUUAUGGUAACCCUCCCAAAACUUACGAUGCUGUGUUCAAGUUGAACUUGACAAUAUAUUGUGAUAUGGCCUCAAGAAAUGAGACUUAUGGUAUGGAUUUUCAUCAUUUGAAUGAGACAUUGAGAUCAUAUGACCGAUUUCUGAACCCGGCAUCGGUACGAAAUGAAACUGCUGUCAGAAUUUCCACACUUAGCUGUGGAGAAGAUCUUCUAGGAUGUCCAAAUAGUCAAGAAUGGUGUGCAUAUACGCCACGAUUGAAGCUGUCACAGUUUCUAUUGGGAUAUUUCUUGACUGCGUUCGGAUAUCCUAUUGGGGUGACGUUGAUUCAGACGAUAUUCUCCAAGUUAUUAGGAUCUCGUCCACAGGGUGUUUGGAUGGGUCUCAUGACUGGUUCUGGGUGCCUUUCCAGGGUAAUGGGACCAGUAUUCGUAACAUACAUCUAUGAAGAAUAUGGCACAAUUUGGACUUUCACACUUACAACAGUUAUGAUGGCAGGUUGCCUUAUUUGGUUGCUCUCAUUCCAGGAGAUUUUGAAUCCUAUUGAUGUCAAACCAACCGUUGAAGACGAAGGCCAGGAAUUGAAGGAAAUUACUAGAUUCGUUUCAGUUGAUUUGAACGAAAUCGAGCAGCAAGACUGAUAAAUACAUAUAUAUUUUUUAAAUAUAUUUCGAAUUAUAUAAGAGUUUCCGGCCUGAAUCAGAAUACUCCAGACUGACUUAGUUUCCAAUGAUUGAACUUGUAUUGUGAACUGAUAUUAAAAUACAGUGUACCUACUUAUUGUACCUG
Messenger RNA from Phaedon cochleariae (mustard beetle), 1864 nucleotides. Lineage: Eukaryota; Metazoa; Arthropoda; Insecta; Coleoptera; Chrysomelidae. The record is from the annotation of a GenBank genome assembly.